Messenger RNA from Parnassius apollo (apollo), 1626 nucleotides. The record is from the annotation of a GenBank genome assembly. NCBI's taxonomy places the organism in Eukaryota, Metazoa, Arthropoda, Insecta, Lepidoptera, Papilionidae.
AUGAAUUGGGGUACCGAGCUUUGGGAUCAAUAUGAUAACUUAGCCGCCCACACACACAAAGGAAUUGAGUUCCUAGACAAAUAUGGAAACUUCGUGAAAGACCGAUGCGCUAUUGAACUUGAGUAUGCAGGAAAACUCAGGAGGCUUGUCAAAAGUUAUCAGCCAAAGAGAAAAGAAGAAGAUGAAUACCAAUAUUCAGCAUGCAAAGCUUUCAGACAACUGCUGCAGGAGCUGGGCGACUUCGCGGGGCAGCGCGAAGUUGUGGCGGAGAACCUACAGUCGAACGUCGUACGAGAGCUGCAUUUACUUGCCAAGGAGCUUCGAGAGGAAAGAAAGCAACAUUUGAGCGAAGGCGCGAAACAGGUGGCCGUACUCAACUCAGCCAUAGGAGCACUGGAAAGAGCGCGGAGAGCCUAUGAGCGAGCCGCUCGAGAAUCGGAAAGAGCGCUUGAAACAUUCCAGAAAGCUGACGCUGACCUCAAUCUAAGUCGAGCAGAGCUAGAGAAACAGAAAGCGAACGUAAAAGCCCGAAGUCAGGCUUGCGAAGAAGCGAAGCAAGAGUACACGGACCAGCUGCGUAAAACCAACGAAGCACAGAGGCAGCAUUACGAACAGCGGUUGCCACACGUGUUCAAGCAAUUACAGGAUUUGGAUGAAAAGAGAAUAAAAAACAUAAAGAAUUUCAUGUUGAGUUCUGUGGACGUCGAACGGAAAGUGUUCCCCAUAAUAAUGCAGUGCCUUGAAGGAAUGGAGCAAGCGGCCAAUAGUAUAAAUGAAAAAGAGGACACGCAGUUAGUAAUAGAAAGGUAUAAAUCUGGCUUUGCGCCGCCGGAGGAGUUCAGAUUCGAGGCGAUGUCUGGUGCCGAAGUAGCAGAGGUAGUGCCGCAAAAUCACCUCACAGCCGCGCGGGGCACAGUCUCCGGACACAGGAUCAAGAAACGAGGCGGACUGCUCUCCAUAUUCAGCUCCAACAAGAGGAUAAUUGAGGCGUGCAACUCCUUCAAGAACAACAUGUCCAUGGACGGAAAGGAGGAUUAUUCAGAUUUGCCACCAAAUCAGAAGAAAAAGAAACUACAGGCCAAGGUUCACGAGUUAAACAAGCAGGUGGGACAAGAACAAGCUGCAAUGGAAGGUCUUAUGAAGAUGAAGGGUGUAUAUGAAACAAAUCCCACGUUAGGGGACCCAAUGACUGUAGAAGGCCAACUGAACGAAUGCUGCGACAAACUAAAGAAACUGCGAGCGCAAUUACGGAAAUAUGAAGAACUAUUAGCUGAGGCGAACAGUCAAUUGUGCGCACCACCGAUACAUCCUGUUUCACGUACUAAUGGUUCCGCCCCACCCGCGCAGGCUAUCAGCAUCGGGUCGAACAGCGAGUCGCUGUCCAGGUCCGCGUCCGAGUCGUCGCCGGACCUCCAGCCGCUCGGAUAUUGUAAAGCGCUCUACGCGUUCGAAGCUAACGGUACAGGCUCAACCAUGCGCAUGGAGUGCGGCGAGCGGUUGCUGGUGCUAGAGACAGACGCGGGAGACGGCUGGACGCGUGUGCGUCGCCACCACACGCGCGAAGAAGGCUUCGUACCCACCACCUACAUAGCGACCACGCUGUACGCCGACGCACACGAGCACUAG